Messenger RNA from Plodia interpunctella (Indianmeal moth), 1557 nucleotides. Its product is annotated as cuticle protein 7-like. Lineage: Eukaryota; Metazoa; Arthropoda; Insecta; Lepidoptera; Pyralidae. The transcript has 4 exons. The record is from RefSeq and is a predicted model, not a curated record. Gene Ontology annotation, cellular component: extracellular matrix. Bases 212 to 778 code for a protein of 188 amino acids.
GUUUAUUUUUUUCAGACGUCCGUCCGUACCUAACUUCUCAAGUAGUGGAUGCUUGCUCGGAAGCCACUGCAAGGCUGACGCUGCGCUGCCUAAGAAAUAAGGCCAGAUAUAAAUGCUUGCGAACCCUCCAUUGUGAUAUUCUAAGAACCGUUGUAUACCUUUUUGGACGUCUCUAUUUUUUUAAAUUUAUUGUUCUAUUAUUUAAAAUAAAAUGGCCAGUUAUAAGUGUUUAUUUGUAUUCGUAGUAUUAAGUGCUGUGAACGCUAAACCAAAGUUAGCAGUAUUCGGACCACGCACGGAUUAUUUUGCGGAGCCAAAAUAUUCUUUUAAUUAUGGAGUAGCAGAUCCUUCCACGGGUGACGUCAAAUCACAGCACGAGACGAGAGAGGGAGAUGUAGUUAAAGGUCAAUAUUCCCUAGUGGAACCCGACGGCUCAGUGCGAACAGUAGACUACACCGCAGACCCCAUUCGUGGGUUCAAUGCCGUGGUGUCCAAGAAUGCGCCCUCGGUCCACCAGCCUUCAGCGCCCAUAGCGCCGGUCCAAGUCGCGCCGGUCCAACCAAUGAUCCAGUUUGUGGAGAGGCCCGUACCGGUUCCUGUUGAAGUCCCGGUACCGCAGAGUCAGUUCGGGUUACCGCCUAUUACUGGAUUUGGGCCAGUACCUCAAUUUGUGUACCCGACGAGUCCCAAGGCCAUCCCUCCUCUCUCGGACUUCGACGGUUUCGACUGGGAGGCGAAUUUCCCCCGGAAUACGUUACCAGCUGGCUACUUCAUAUAGAAAAUACAAAUUAUUUUCUUUAUUUAUGCCUUUAAAAAAAUAAAUCUAGUAUGUUCAUACUCAGCUACUAUGGCUACUUUUACCGAGAAAAUAAAACACGAUUAUUAAAAAUUAUGUAGUAGCGUAAAUAUAUCUUCGUUUUCGUUUUUAAGAUUUUACAAUUCACUAACUGGUAAAAAAAAACCCGCCUUGUACAUACUUUGUUUGUAUUUAGGUUAAUUAAAUUAUAUAUAUUAAUCCAAUGUUACUUUGAUUGAUAGAUUUUUUUCAAAUUCGAGUUGAGAGGAUCGUGAAUCUAUUACUUUUUGCCUGUUUCAAAACUUUCUGAUAAAGUAAUCUGACAGAUAAAUUGACCGGUAGAUAAAUAAUUAUGAUGUGAUUGGCCAGUUAGCCCUAUAUUAAACUUUUCAAAUAUAGUUUUUAACGUUAUCUGUUCGAUAUGUUACAUAUAACUAUAUAGCUACAUAUAGCUUGUUGUAUCUAUAUAGCUACAUAUAGCUUGUUGUAUCUAUAUAGCUACAUAUAGCUUGUUGUAUGUAUCAGCAAGCGUUGAAACAGUGCCUAAAUAUGAUUGUCACAUAAUUAUGUCACAUGUCAUUUGUGAAAAUUGAAUAUUUGUUAAAAGGCUGAAAACAUCUGUAAAUUAUUAUAAUUAUUAGUUAAAUGAUAAUAUAAAUGAUUAGCUUUAAAAGCGUAGGUAGGUAUACGACAUUGUUAUGUUAAUUAAUGUCAUAUAAAAGACAUCAUAUGAAUAUUGACAAAUAUAACAUUUUAUUGAA